Molecule: messenger RNA, 1711 nt
Organism: Brachypodium distachyon (stiff brome)
Lineage: Eukaryota; Viridiplantae; Streptophyta; Magnoliopsida; Poales; Poaceae
Product: protein RICE SALT SENSITIVE 3
Exons: 7
Coding region: 1-1341 (446 amino acids)
Source: RefSeq, a predicted model, not a curated record
AUGGUGGGCUCGGGGGCGGCAGGGGGAGGAGGGGAUCACGCGCGGAGCAAAGAGGCCGCGGGGAUGAUGGCGCUGCACGAGGCGCUCCGCAACGUCUGCCUCAACUCGGACUGGACGUACUCCGUCUUCUGGACCAUCCGUCCUCGCCCGCGGUGCCGCGGCGGCAACGGCUGCAAGGUGGGCGACGACAACGGCAGCCUGAUGCUGAUGUGGGAGGACGGGUUCUGCCGGCCGCGGGUGGCGGAGUGCCUGGAGGACAUCGACGGCGAGGAUCCGGUGCGCAAGGCCUUCAGCAAGAUGUCCAUCCAGCUCUACAACUACGGAGAAGGGCUGAUGGGAAAGGUGGCAUCUGAUAAAUGUCACAAAUGGGUCUUCAAGGAACCUUCUGAAUGCGAGCCCAACAUCGCCAACUACUGGCAGAGCUCUUUUGACGCUCUUCCGACGGAAUGGACCGAUCAGUUUGCCUCAGGCAUCCAGACCAUAGCAGUGAUUCAAGCUGGCCAUGGCCUCCUGCAACUUGGCUCGUGCAAGAUCAUACCGGAGGACCUGCACUUCGUGCUGCGGAUGCGACACAUGUUCGAGUCGCUGGGCUACCAGUCGGGCUUCUUCCUGUCCCAGCUCUUCUCCUCCUCCCGGGGCACGUCGCCGUCGCCGUCGUCCUUCCCGCUGAAGCAGCAGCCGCCCGCGCGCGCAGUACCGCCGCAGCUCUUCAACUGGCCGGGAGGCCAGCCGCAGCAGCAGCUCCCCCACGCCGCCUCGCCGCUCUUCCCGCCUGGCCCGGCCGCGUCGUUCCACCCGUCGGCGCGCUCGCCGAUGCCGCAUUUCCCGGGCGGCGGCGCCAAGGACGAGAGCCACAUGUACCACCACCUCCCGCCGUCGUCUCACUCUCACCACGCCAACGAACACCACCACCACCACCAGCAGCAGAUGGGGGAGGCGCCCGAAGGCGACCUCAAGUGGCCCAACGGGCUGUCCUUCUUCACGGCGCUCACGGGCCGCGCGGACGACGCGAAGCUCCUGUUCGAAGGGGGAGGCGACGGGAAGCAGCAGCAGGACGCGGCGCAGACGGGGCACGGCGGCGCCGAGAACGUGGAGGAGUACCUGAGCCUGGAGAGCAACUCGAACAAGGCGAGGAGGAUGGAGAGCGCCCAGGCCCAGAGCAACAAGUUCAAGAGGAGCUUCACGUUGCCGGCGAGGAUGAGCGCGUCCACGACGUCCACGUCCCCCUCCGUGUCGGCAUCGACGGGCCCGGCACCGCCGCAGCAGCAGCAGCAAGGAAUGGAUCAGUACAGAGCAGAAGGUGGCGUCUAUUCGGACCUAAUGGAGACCUUCUUGGAGUAGCACGUACGCACGCGUGAUUGAUCGUAUUAUCAGUACUGAUCCUUAGAUGAUCAAGUACGUGCACGGCCGCCGGACUUAUUGUUGUUUUUCUUGUUUCCCACUUUUGUUUUUUCUCUCCCUCCAAGCUAUGUUUAAGCUCCUUUUAGCAUCUGGUUUGGAAUUUGCUUCUGUUUAAUUAGAUGAUCAUGUAAUGCUUCGGGGCUCGAUCUAGCUAGUCGUAGCUCGUAGUGCAGAAACUUUGAUACAUGCAUGCAUGCAUGCAAAGAUGGGCAUGAGUUUGCUUCCAUGAUGGCUGGCAAGUUAUAUGGCGCGAUGAUGGUGAUGUACAAUGAUAUGCAACACCUAAUAAUAAGCUCUUUUCCUGUCAAAA